AUGGCGGCAGCCGGAGGUGCGCUGGCAUGUGGCGCCACAAUUGGCUGGUCAUCGCCAGCACAAGCCGAGUUGACUGGUGAAAACGAUUAUGGAAUAACAUUCUCGACAAACGAAUACGCCUGGAUUGGUUCUCUAAUGACAUUGGGCGCGGCAACUGUGUGUCUGCCCGUUGGCGUACUCAUCACAAUAAUCGGCCCCAAAUGGACAAUGAUGUUCAUGGUCAUACCCUUCGAGAUCGGUUGGGCGCUAAUGAUAUUUGCACAGAAUCAAAUAAUGAUGUAUAUUGCGCGCUUUUUAACGGGCAUGGCAGGUGGUGCCUUUUGUGUUUGCGCGCCCAUGUAUUGCACAGAGAUAUCGCAAAAGGAGGUACGCGGUAUUAUUGGUAGCUUCUUUCAAUUGCUCAUCACUACCGGCGUGCUGUACGGCUUCGCGGUUGGUGCCUUCACAAAAGCCUUCUGGUUCAGCAUCAUAUGCGCACUGCCACCGCUUGUAUUCGCCAUUGUAUUUAUUUUUUGUCCAGAUUCACCAGUAUUUCUCGUGCGAAAAGGAAAGCUUGAACCAGCAAUCAAAUCAAUGGAAUGGUUGCGCGGCAAGGAUGUCGAUUUUAGCGCCGAAUUGAAUGAAAUCAAAGCAAAUCACGCAGAAAUGAAAGAGAACCCAGUAAAUUUGGGUAAUGCGUUGUGUCGCAAAGUUACGCUCAAGGCAUUUGGUCUGUCCGUAUCGUUGAUGGUACUCCAACAGUUCUCCGGCAUUAAUGCAGUGAUUUUCUAUUCGUCAAGUAUCUUCCAAUCGACUACCAGCAAUUUGGAACCCAGAUUUGGUACGAUUAUUAUUGGUGUGAUGUUGGUCGUGGCAACCGUUGUUUCGCUAUUUAUCAUCGAUAGAUAUGGUCGCGUUCCACUUUUACUGCUCUCAUCCGUUUUUCAAGUGAUCUCUGUUGCCUGUCUCUCGCUUUAUUUCUUCUUGAAGGAGAGUGAUGAAAAGUCGGUGGAGAAUUUAGGUUGGCUGCCGCUACUCAGUAUUUGCAUAUAUAUUUUACUGUUCUCGGUUGGUUUUGGUCCGGUGCCAUGGGUAUUCAUGGCGGAAGUUUUUCCGGAUGAUAUCAAAGGUAUUGCUGGGUCUCUGUCUGCCACAACCAAUUGGGCGUGUGCUUUCAUUGUGACUCAAGUUUUUCCCGUCUUAAAUGAUGCUAUUGGCGGUGGAGCUUGUUUUGCCAUAUUCGCUAUCAUAUCGGCAGUGGGAGGAGUCUAUAUAUUUUUCUUCAUACCAGAGACCAAGGGAAAGACUUUUGCGGAGAUCCAAGCCGAAUUGGCUGGAGAGAAUUGA
Messenger RNA from Rhagoletis pomonella (apple maggot), 1326 nucleotides. Its product is annotated as facilitated trehalose transporter Tret1-like. The record is from RefSeq and is a predicted model, not a curated record. Gene Ontology annotation, cellular component: membrane. Bases 1 to 1326 code for a protein of 441 amino acids. The transcript has a single exon. Gene Ontology annotation, biological process: carbohydrate transport; transmembrane transport. NCBI's taxonomy places the organism in Eukaryota, Metazoa, Arthropoda, Insecta, Diptera, Tephritidae. Gene Ontology annotation, molecular function: sugar transmembrane transporter activity.